Molecule: messenger RNA, 1215 nt
Organism: Seminavis robusta
Lineage: Eukaryota; Bacillariophyta; Bacillariophyceae; Naviculales; Naviculaceae
Source: the annotation of a GenBank genome assembly
AUGGAGAACAUUACAGCCGAACAUCUCCACACAAUACAAGACCACCCUAAUAAUAAUGAACUGGAGGAUGCUCGCUACAUUCCCAUUGUGGUGUUGGGAUCGUUGUCCAGUAGUCUAUCACUGAUUGGCUCUGCCUGCAUCGUCUACAUGUCCUGCCAUGAACUGAAACACAUCAAGCAACGCCUCCUGUUGUCCCUGUCUCUGGCGGACAUGGUUUCUUCCAUGGCAUGUCUCUUGAUGCCAUUUGCCGUGCCGUCCUUUUUGGGUCUUCCGGGUGCCAUUGGAAACCACGCUUCCUGCACGACGGUGGGCUUCUUUCAUCUGUUUACGUUUAAAUUGGGAGCAUUCUACAAUACUUAUUUGAGCCUCUACUUUCUGCUGCUGGUCCGAUGGAACUGGAAAGAACACAACUUUUCCAAAACUGCCGAAGCGGUCGCUCAUAUCAUCGCCGUGGCAAUCCCGUUGAGCAUUGAUGUAGCGGCGGCAGCCACGCAAUCCCUCAAUCCCCUGCCAGGACUCGCCAAUGCAUGUGCCUAUUCCACCUACCCGGUGGAUUGUGGGGACGAACAAGACUGUCAACGUUCCACCUUACAAACCAUCUUGGUGUUGCAUCGUGUGGCGGGCUCGGUCGUACUCCUCAUUUCCAUUCUUGGAUUUGGUGCCACUGGCAUGGUCUGGUUCACGGCCCGCAAACAAUUCCAAACCAGUCGCAAGUAUCGCUUUGAUCGAUCCGACUCAUCCCUGACGAAGCCAGCAACAACGAGCAGUCGUACUGGCAAUGCCAAAUCUUCCAGUAGUAUGGAUGCCAACGACAAGUAUAUUCGACAAGUUGGAGUUCAGGCCGUACUUUAUUCCUUGGAGCAACUGGGGCAAAGAGAUUUCUAUGGAAUCCAAAUUCUAUUUUGGAUCUUGUUUCCAUUACAAGGAGCCUUUAACUUUUUUGUCUACACCAGACUGUCCGUCCAACGGUGGAGACGUGUCCAUCCAGAGGCUUCCAUAUUCUGGAUUUACGGACAAAUACUCACCUGUGCCGUGCUUCCCAACCACAAUCGUGGGUCUACCGUCCACCGUAACACAAGCAGAAGAGAUGUACGAUUGUCCCCACAAAAGGCUUUGGAGCAGCAGCGCAGUACGGGUCGGGAAGAGGAUGGGUCCUCCCUCCAGCAACCAGCUGCAUCAUCGAAUCCUCCCGAGCAAAAAGUCGAGUCCCCGUGA